UUUUGYUGUCAGUGGUGGAGGACAGAGCUACAAAAACACACCUUCUGCUCGUGAAACUGGAGGAAAAUAUAUUCCUAACCGACGAUUUGAACACACCCAAAGUAUCAGCGAGUGAAAUAAAGCACACGCAAACGUGAGCAGCUGAUUUUAUUUGCGUUUUAACGGGUGAAAAACAUGGAGAACAGCAGCUUCCAGAGCCAGCUGCUGUCCGUCAUGGAGGUCCUGGCCCAGGCCGCCGUGGCGGAGAUAAACCGGCGCGUGGACGACAGCUGCGCGGUGCUCCGGGUGGAGCUGAGCCAGAGCCGGAGGGACAUCGAGCUGCUGAAGAGCAAGUACGAGGAGAUGGAGGCCGAGCUGAGGAGGAGCAGGAGGCGAGGCAGGAGGACAGGAGCUGGUGACGUCCCUGCGGAUGAGAACUGUUCAUCUAAAGCUGGUCAAAGUCAGAGCUCAGACUGGGACACAGAGAUGGGAGCUGAUUCUCCAAAUCAACCCAAACAGUGUGCAGACACGGGACCUGCUGAUGAACCUGAAAACAUACAGAUCAAAGAGGAGUGUGCGGAGGACAUGUGGAGGAAUGACCCUGAGGACGAGCAGAUGUUUGCAGGUCAGGAGCAGSCAUGUUUCAGUAACACACAACUCGCUCAGACUGAAGGAUUUCUGGAAAGCUACCGUUCAGCUGAAAUCCCCGACUCUCUGGUUCCUCCAGCUGAUGACUUCAACACGUUCCCAGAGCAGCAGCUUCGUGAGGCGGAGCUCGUUGUGAAAGAUGAAAAGGCGGAGGAGUCUGCUGAGAGCUCUGCGCGGCUCCCUUCAGGACACACGUUUGUGACGGAGGAAGCCGAAGCUCCGCUGUGGUCCACCAGUCUGUACCGAGACGACCCGAGGGUCUGCUACCCUGGGCAGCAAACUGAGCGGAUUCCUUCUGUGUUUGCGUCUCAAACCAGCCUGCGUUUGGACCACAUCGUGACUAAGAUCCACCCUGUGGUGAAACCUCACGCCGUGCUUUUGAGCGCAGCGAGGGCGAAGAGACGGGCGAAAACGUUUGCGUGUAAGAAACAAACGGACGAAGGACACGGCCUUUUGUCUCGGCUCCACGCCAUGAACUCCAGCCUGGUGGCUCAGCAGUCCCAGCGUCAGGACGGAGACGCGGCUGAGGAGGCGGCGUCCUCCGCCGCCCCCCUCUGCUGGCAGAGCCGCGGCGGCUUCGGCCCGGCCAGGAGGACGAGGACGUCCUGGAGGUCCGGCCUGGGCGAGAAGCGGUUCGGCUGCUCGUACUGCGACAAAACCUUCCUGCGGUUCAGCCAGCUGAAGGAGCACCUGCGGAGCCACACGGGCGAGAAGCCGUACAGCUGCGUGCAGUGCGGCCGCAGCUUCACCAAGCAGUGCAACCUGAUCCGCCACGCCGUGGUCCACAGCGGGGAGAAACCCUUCGAGUGCUCGCUGUGCGGGAAGUGCUUCACGCAGCGCUCCAGCCUCAAGUCGCACCAGAAAACGGCGCACUGAGCACUCCGUCCAUCGUCCUUCCCAMCUGUCACCGACUUUAAAUGUUUCAGUAAAACUAGUUUAUUCGUCACGUCUGUUGGUUUUAUCGUGAUAAAGUGUGGUUUAGUUUCAGAUGAGCCAAUUUGAAAAUGUAAAAYCACAAUAAAGACCCUCAAAAGGUCGUGAUCAUGUUAGUUUCAACUGUUUCAAUGAAAAGUAGUGCAAAUAAAACAGUUUGGUCAUUUUAAAAAAUCAUUUCUAGAAUAUUUUGAGACAUUGUUUUCUGGAGCUGGUUAUAAAAAAACAGAAACAACUCGGAAAACUCAGGUAAUCAGUUUGUAUUCAACAGGCAAGGUGGCACAAACCUUUUACACAAAACGUACAAAAGGUAAGACAUCAAAUCAUUUUUAUAAAUAUCAAAUUAGAUACUUUAUCCUGUAAAACCUGGAGCUAAAAGUUGCUUAGAAAAGUAGUGACAGGAGCUUUUAUUUAUCAUAUAUUAAAGAAAAAUGAGAAAGUUCUGGUUUGUGAGGAAAAAGUGAAGAGCUGCAGGCAAACAGGAAACAAUAUAAAACGUGUUUUUAUGAGUUAGUUUGUACACAGAUCUGUUCUGUCAAACAUUUCAAACCUUUUAAUACUUAACAUGAAACGGAUAUUAAAUAUGAGGAAACCUUUCAGUGGAGUGUAGAGCUAAAUGUUUCCACAUAUAAAAGAAAGAAAAUCUGUUUUUUAUUCUUUAAAUGUUCUCCAUAGAACUGGAUUAAUUAAAUACUGAUCAUUUCAGACCAUUUUUAUUCUCCUUACAGAGCAGAAAACCCAUCAGUCGGUCCUCUGAGAGGAAAAAAAUAAACAUUAGUUUGAGAUAUUUUUAAGAUUUUCUAAGAUUUUGAACCUGCUGCAUUCAAUAAAAAAUAAAUUCAUUUAGAACA
This is a messenger RNA of Austrofundulus limnaeus, 2411 nucleotides long. Its product is annotated as zinc finger protein 333. Gene Ontology annotation, cellular component: nucleus. Lineage: Eukaryota; Metazoa; Chordata; Actinopteri; Cyprinodontiformes; Rivulidae. Gene Ontology annotation, biological process: regulation of gene expression. The transcript is spliced from 4 exons. The record is from RefSeq and is a predicted model, not a curated record. Bases 175 to 1503 code for a protein of 442 amino acids.